CAGUUAAUAGUUGGAAAAAGUUAAAUUUCUCACCUCCAAAGCGAUGUCGUCGGCUCCGAGUCAGACGAGUACCACGAAGACUGACACCCACCGUUCGGGCGGGGUGAAGGUGACGGCCAAAGCGGAGUCCACUGGGAUCGCAGACAUACUGGAGCUCGACCCCUCCCACUUCAAGACCAUCCCCGGAAUCCUCAAGAUCGUGCAGGUGAUCCUGGCUGUGAUCUGUAUGGGUUGCGCAUCCCCAGUGGUUACCUCCUACACCAACUUCUUCAUGUUCGUCGUCGCCGUCUACUUCAUCAUCACCAUCCUCCUCUGCGUCCUCUACUUCUUCACACUCAAGACCCUGUUGCCCAGGUGGCCCUGGCUCCUCAUUGAGUUGGCCACGACAGCUCUCGGGGUAGUGCUGUAUUUCAUAGUGAGCGUGGUGCAGCUGGCAGCCACCAACCGAAGAGACUACCACUACGUUCUUUCGCACCACGGCCUCUACUCUCAAUACAUGGCAGCUGGCGAAGCUAAACUUUCAACUGAACACUGA
Molecule: messenger RNA, 535 nt
Organism: Uloborus diversus
Lineage: Eukaryota; Metazoa; Arthropoda; Arachnida; Araneae; Uloboridae
Exons: 5
Coding region: 44-535 (163 amino acids)
Cellular component (GO): membrane
Source: RefSeq, a predicted model, not a curated record